AUGCUGUUCAAGUUCAAACAAGCAGGAUCCGAUUUCUCCACCGUUCACCGUCGAGAACUGGGUGGAAACGCGUCGAUCGACGGCCAAUGGGCGUGCUACCGGAGACCCACGAGCCCGGAACCGAUCCGCAUCGGGCCAUUGAGAUGGAUUCAGGGUGUCGGAGAUGAUGGUGAAAACACGAAGUCGACGCCACCAAACAGCGCAUACACGCAGACUCGCCAGGGGAGCUCCUAUUUCAGUAGAAACAGACAGGGUAAGCACCUGAUCGAGCACUCGAUCCACCCCACAGGCAAACGUAACCGCCAAGGCGGCAGUCGUAACGCGUCUCUUGGCAAAACCCACAGCAGAUGGGAACCAGAGCCAAGUUAG
This is a messenger RNA of Diaporthe amygdali, 369 nucleotides long. RefSeq lists its product as uncharacterized. The transcript has a single exon. Bases 1 to 369 code for a protein of 122 amino acids. The record is from RefSeq and is a predicted model, not a curated record. NCBI's taxonomy places the organism in Eukaryota, Fungi, Ascomycota, Sordariomycetes, Diaporthales, Diaporthaceae.